Molecule: messenger RNA, 595 nt
Organism: Saccoglossus kowalevskii
Lineage: Eukaryota; Metazoa; Hemichordata; Enteropneusta; Harrimaniidae
Cellular component (GO): endoplasmic reticulum; membrane
Molecular function (GO): chloride channel activity
Source: RefSeq, a predicted model, not a curated record
AAAAAUGAGCACUCGCAUUAUCAUAAUCUCUGCUGUUGCUAGUGUACCAUGGGAGUGGAUCAGGAUGUAUCAGAACGAGGUAGCAAAGAAGGCAUCUACUUUGUAUCAGGGAGUUCCUGCUGAAUGUUUGCCGCAAGACAUUGGUGUAUGGCUGUCAAUCAAGUCAUGGUUGUCAUGGCAGUUCACCUGGGGACAUGACCCUUGUUAUAAAUAUCACCAUGCUCUGAUAGUAGAUCCUGUAUGGGAGGUCACACCAGUUAUGGCUGUUUGUGCUGCAGUUACGAGAUGCUUAACUAAACCCUUAGAAAUUAUAGCUACUGGGGUAGGACAGAGUCUGCAGAGGCUGUUCACCGAAAUACCAUCUCCAUGGCAACCAGUGAUUCUGAUUUCUGUACUUCUGAUUACAGUUUUGUUUCUCAUCAUGAUCUGCAACUACAGAUUCUCUAUCCCACUAUUCAUGUCUCUGGAACCAAAACGCAGAGAUAUGCCACCUCGAAGACGCAGUUCGCGCAUCAAAGCAGCAAAUAGUACCAACAAAUAUAAUAAUCUGUCUUUGUGUGCAACACCGAAAAAUAAAAGAAUUGUUGACAAUUGA